AUGAGGGAGAGUGUGCUUCAUUUGUGUAUAGAUGAAUCUCAGAGUGCUUUCGUCCCCGGUAGGCUCAUUACUGACAAUAUAAUAAUUGCCUAUGAGAUGUUGCAGCCGUUUGUUCGUAAGCGAGAAGGGAAGUGUGGCUAUUUUGCGCUAAAGCUCGAUAUGAGCAAGGCAUACAGUCGGGUCGAGUGGGAUUUUGUUUGGGAUAUUAUGUUGCGAAUGGGGUUCUCUUCGGGAUGGAUUGAAGUGAUAAAGCGGACCGAGUUUUACUCCCCAGAGGGGUUUUCGUCAGGGCAACCCUUUAAGCCCUUGCUUAUUUCUAAUUUGUAG
Messenger RNA from Hibiscus syriacus, 327 nucleotides. RefSeq lists its product as uncharacterized. The coding region runs from base 1 to 327 and encodes 108 amino acids. The transcript is spliced from 3 exons. The record is from RefSeq and is a predicted model, not a curated record. Lineage: Eukaryota; Viridiplantae; Streptophyta; Magnoliopsida; Malvales; Malvaceae.